This is a messenger RNA of Sordaria macrospora k-hell, 1701 nucleotides long. RefSeq lists its product as uncharacterized. NCBI's taxonomy places the organism in Eukaryota, Fungi, Ascomycota, Sordariomycetes, Sordariales, Sordariaceae. Gene Ontology annotation, biological process: protein farnesylation; protein geranylgeranylation. The record is from RefSeq and is a predicted model, not a curated record. Gene Ontology annotation, cellular component: CAAX-protein geranylgeranyltransferase complex; cytoplasm; protein farnesyltransferase complex. Gene Ontology annotation, molecular function: CAAX-protein geranylgeranyltransferase activity; protein farnesyltransferase activity.
AUGCCGCCCAAAAGCAAAGCGGCCACAAAGCCCAAAGCAACCGAACCAGCUCCAGCGACAACCAAUCCCACCACUACCACCACGACGAAUACUAGCCAAACAGCAUCAUCGCAGGAGCCAUCAGAACCUACCACUGUACUCGAACGUAGCCAACAACGUUACGAAAAGACCCGUCCAUUCGAAGCUGCCCGUCGACAACACGGACUCAGCAAACUCUCCAAAGAAGACCAGAAAGGUUGGAUCUGCGAUCAGCUCCUCCAUCUGACCAACCGCCUGCCCGCAGCUAGCCGCGCUCGCCUCCUCAGCCCUAAAGCGUCCAAGGAGAUUUGGUGGACCAUCAACGGGACCAACUCGAUCGUUCGCGGACUCAAGCAGCAGCCGAAAGCACAUACUACCUGGGGCACCGACCGGAACGGCCACGACGUCGGCAGCUAUAGCAUCGAGCGGUUCGACGAGAGGAUAAAGAAGCGGGCCGCCUUGACAGCGCUCCAAGUGUCGAGCAGAGUAUUUCGGGAGAACGUUGAGCGCGAGAAGAGAGGGUUUGUCGACGCUAGGUCCGGGCAGGAAAUUAUUGUUACGGAACGAGAGAUCGACGAGGAAAAGGUCCGACGAAGCAAGAUGACUGCGCUCAAGAAGGAACUGUACGGCGAGAUCACGGGGAAGCUGGCGAGCAGCGUGGACUGGGAGGAUGUGGUGCCUACCCCCCAUGAGGAGCCAGAGGGCGCGCUGGCGGCGAUUGCUUAUCCGGCCGAGUAUGCUGAGGCAAUGUCCUACCUCCGCGCCGUCAUGUCCAAAAAGGAGUAUUCCCCCCGCUGCCUCCGUCUAACCGAACACAUCAUCGGCAUGAACGCCGCGCACUACACCGUCUGGCUCUACCGGGCCGCCAACAUCUUUGCCCUGGGCCUCUCCAUCCCCGACGAAAUCGAGUGGCUGAACGAAGUCGCGCUCGCCAACCUCAAGAACUACCAAAUCUGGCACCACCGCCAUUUGCUAGUGGAGCACUAUCACCCCACCAUCGCCUCGGACGCCGAGGCCCUAGCCCACUUCGCCAAACAGGAGCGUGACUUCCUCAUCGCCAUCCUCUCGGAAGACACCAAGAACUAUCACGUCUGGUCGUACCGCUCGUGGCUGGUGGGCAAGCUGGAGAUGUGGGAAGACUCCGAGGAACUCAAGUCGAUCGAGACGCUGAUUGAUGAGGACGUGCGCAACAACAGCGCUUGGUCGCAUCGAUUUUUCCUCGUUUUCUCCAACCCCAAGUACGCUACGCCGGGCAAGGGCGCGACGGAAAGGGAUGACAAGGUCACCCAGGAGUUGGUGGACAGAGAAGUGCAGUAUGCCCAGACUAAGGUAUACCUGGCACCGCAGAAUCAGAGCCCGUGGAAUUAUAUGCGGGGCGUUUUGGUUAAGGGUGGUCGGCAAUUGGCGAGCGUGCAAGAAUUUGUGGAGGAAUUUGUGGUGAAGCUUGGAGAGGGUGAUGACCAAGAAGAGGUGAGGAGUACGCAUGCAUUGGAUUUUUUGGCGGAGAUUUAUGCGGAGAAGGGGGAGAGUGAGAAGGCGGAUUUGUGUUUGAGGAGGUUGGCGGAGAAGUGGGAUCGGAUUCGUCGGGGGUAUUGGGAGUGGAGGAGAAAGUGUUUGACACAGGGUAGUAGUGAGAAGGUGGUUGAGGAGAGUGAGAAGGCCGAGGAGGUUACGGUGGUUUAG